CAGCCUCGACCCACGGGCAGAGCCAUAGCAGAGUUCUGUACUCAGAUUUAUCAACGAUGCUGGUUAGUAUUCAAGAAAGCUUCAAGCAAGGGUCCAAAAAGAUUGGAGAAGUUUUCUGAUGAACGUGCUGCGUAUUUUAGGUGUUACCAUAAGGUUACGGAACUGAACAAUGUGAAGAACGUAGCUCGGUUGCCAAAAAGCACCAAGAAACACGCCAUAGGGAUUUACUUCAACGACGAUACCUCCAAGACUUUUGCUUGCGAGUCAGAUCUUGAGGCAGAUGAGUGGUGUAAAGUCCUGCAGAUGGAAUGUGUAGGGACACGGAUCAAUGAUAUCAGCCUCGGAGAGCCUGACCUACUAGCUACCGGCGUGGAGAGAGAACAGAGUGAGAGAUUCAAUGUGUAUUUGAUGCCAUCUCCUAACCUCGAUGUGCAUGGCGAAUGUGCCUUGCAGAUUACGUACGAGUGUAUCUGUCUUUGGGAUCUCCAGAAUCCCAGAGUCAAGCUCAUCUCCUGGCCGCUGAGCGCCCUGCGGCGGUACGGAAGAGACACCACAUGGUUCACCUUCGAGGCGGGGAGGAUGUGUGAGACUGGCGAAGGGCUGUUCAUCUUUCAGACGCGAGACGGGGAGGCUAUCUAUCAGAAAGUCCACUCCGCCGCUUUGGCCAUCGCGGAACAGCACGAGCAUUUGCUACAGAGCGUGAAAAAUUCAAUGCUCCAGAUGAAGCUGAGUGACCGGGCCGCCUCGCUGAGCACCAUGGUGCCCCUGCCGCGCAGCGCCUACUGGGAGCACAUCACGCGGCAGCACAGCACCGGGCAGCUGUACCGCCUGCAAGAUGUCACCAGCCCGCUGAAGCUUCAUCGAACAGAGACUUUUCCUGCCUACCGGUCCGAGCACUGACAGUAAACUGCCAAGAUCCUUAGCGCUCUUGUGAUGCGUCCACCACAAACCCACGCGGGAGGCCACAGAAUGGCAGCAAGGAAAGCCACGGGGAAGGGAAAGAGCUCACGGAGUCCUGGCCCAUUGUGUGGUCACUGGGAAUCUGCAAUACAAUAUAUACAUUUUUCCUUCCCCCGCCUUUUUUUUUUUUAAUUUAAGUAAGUCUUAGCCUAUAGGCACUGACAUCCUUUUUUCCCUUUUACAGCUGGAUAGAAAGGAGUCAAUGCCAUAAAAUGAUUUUCUAUUGUAGAUUCUGUCUCCCCUGUGCUUCUCUGAAUCUGUCCUUUGGUGGGUUUGUGUGAUUUUUCCUUUUCAGUGUCUCAAUUGUAUGACAGUCAGUAUUAACAAUAA
Molecule: messenger RNA, 1290 nt
Organism: Fukomys damarensis (Damara mole-rat)
Lineage: Eukaryota; Metazoa; Chordata; Mammalia; Rodentia; Bathyergidae
Gene: Dok5
Product: docking protein 5
Exons: 8
Biological process (GO): positive regulation of MAPK cascade; cell surface receptor protein tyrosine kinase signaling pathway
Cellular component (GO): cytoplasm
Source: RefSeq, a predicted model, not a curated record